AAGAAGAAUCAUAACACCAAACAAAAGUAAAACAUCUUUCAAGUUUCUAUGUUCUUCUCAUUUGGUUAAUUUCUUUUCACCUUUGAAACUAGAGCAUGCCAUUGUCAUUACAAUGUCUUUAUUUUCUACUCUCCGUCGAUCCUCCUUCAUCCGAUGCUUUCGAACUUCGACCACACAAUCUUCUUCCUUUACACCAUCGUUACCGAAUACCAACCCACCUCGAUAUCCAAAGUUGGUUCCGGCCGUUGUUCUUGGCUCUGUGCUUGCUCUUUUGUAUUACGUCUCCAAAAAUAAUUCACACUUCGACUCCGCUUUCUUAAACAAUGCUCUUAGAAAACUAUCCCUUAGUGAGAGUACCAAUAAUAACUUACUUUUUGGAGAUGCGUAUAGAAGUAAGGUUUUCUUCAACUAUGAGAACCGCAUACGGUUGCAUAGUCCACCUGAAAAGGUUUUUGAAUACUUUGCAUCUUGUCGUACACCAGAACCUCUUAUGACUCCGGCAGAUUUAAUGCGCGCAGUAGUUCCUGUUUUCCCUCCAUCAGAAUCAAACCUUGUUAGAGAAGGACACUUGAAAGGAGAAAGAAGUCCUGGCCACUUGUUUUGUCCUCCUUCAGAUUUUUUUAUGCUUUUCGAUGUAAAUGGCGACGGCCUUAUAUCUUUCAGAGAGUAUUUAUUCUUGGUAACACUGCUUAGCAUCCCAGAAUCAAGUUUUUCUGCAGUGUUUAAAAUGUUUGACAUGGAUAAUGAUGGAGAGAUAGAUAAAGAAGAAUUCAAAAGAGCUGUGACAUCAAUUCGAUCUCAUAGCAGGCACGGUGUUCACCGAAGGGAUGAACGACUGACAGAUGCUUCAAUAGAAGAUGGAAGGAUGGUGGAAUACUUAUUUGGUAAAGACGGAAAAGGACGGCUCAAACAUGAUAAAUUUGUGAAGUUUAUAAGUGAUUUGCAUGAUGAAAUUUUGAGGCUGGAGUUUGUUCAUUAUGACUUCAAAUCUCAAAAAACCAUAUCAGCCAAGGAUUUUGCACACUCCAUAGUCGCUUCUGCAGAUGUGAGUCAUCUGAACAAGUUACUCGAAAGGGUUGAUGAAAUGAACGAUGAUGCACGGUUCAAUAACAUAGGCAUCACAUUUGAGGAGUUCAAGAAUUUUGCCGAACUGCGGAAAAAAUUAGUACCACUUUCAUUGGCUCUUUUCAGUUUUGCAAAAGUAAAUGGCCUUCUAACAAGAGAUGAUUUUCAACGAGCUGCGUCAAGUGUUUGUGGUUUAUCUCUCUCUAACAAUGUGGUGGAGAUUGUUUUCCAUUUGUUUGACACAAAUGGGGAUGGAAAUCUUUGUUCAAAUGAAUUUGUUAGAGUGCUACAUAGGCGAGAGAGAGAUGUUGGUCGAACUGUGGAGACAGGAAUCAUUGGUUUCUUGUCAUGCUGCUGGAGCUGUACAGACACAUCUCCAUAUUCACAGUUGUUUUCCUGAUUGAACAUGCACAUACUCAUGGUAGCAAAUUAGUGACAGCGAAAGUCCUAAACAAACUAAGCCUGCACUAAACAACAUGCCAACUUCGAAUUUCUUAUCCUGUUAGAUGACAGAAGAACUAAAUU
Molecule: messenger RNA, 1590 nt
Organism: Trifolium pratense (red clover)
Lineage: Eukaryota; Viridiplantae; Streptophyta; Magnoliopsida; Fabales; Fabaceae
Product: calcium uptake protein, mitochondrial-like
Exons: 7
Coding region: 113-1465 (450 amino acids)
Biological process (GO): calcium import into the mitochondrion; mitochondrial calcium ion homeostasis
Cellular component (GO): uniplex complex
Molecular function (GO): calcium ion binding
Source: RefSeq, a predicted model, not a curated record